AUGAUUCUAAACUCCGAGCAGUUUGGUUAUUGUCCACGUUUAGUUGAUUAUUUGGUUUUUGUUGGCCGAGAAGCAAAUUCUGUAACCGAGAAUAUUUACUGUCAAACACCUAAAAUUUUGAAAUGUUAUCCAUUAAUUAAACACCAAGACUUCAUUUUGCCUAAUGAUGUGGUGUAUUUUUGUCAACCUGAAGGAUGCUUAUCUUCGUCUAUGAAUUCCACCAACUUGGGCACUACUACGUUCGUAUUCACACUGACAGACAAAGAUUCGCAGAAGACACGUUUCGGGAUUUGUUUGAAUUUUUUCAGACCAUGUCCUCUAUAUGGUGAAACAAAUAUGAACAAUGAAUUUAAAACUGAUCAGCUAUCUAAUUCAAUUCGUCAUAGGACAACAGAAAUCUUCCAAUCGUCCGAUAAUAAUAAACAAUCAAUACUGAUAUCUGUUUGUUUAAUCAGUCAUCAUCCAUUCUUUUCUAAAUUUCGACAAUGUUUAUAUUCAUUGAAAACUAUUAUUGAUAGAUGUGAUGAGUACUUUAAAAAGCUGUACUCUUCUGAAAAUAAGUUCUAUUCAUUCUGGUCAACUUUUUUGAAUGAUGGAUCGAUUGCACGUGAAAGUAUUGAUGAGUCGCAAAGUCAAGUUGUCUAUGAAAUUGAGUCUUGGAUUAUUCGCUUACUAAAUGCACCUGUUCCUAUCCCUGGGAAGACAUGUCUACAUUUAUCUAUUGGACCUGGAUCACUGUAUGAAAAGUUGAUCUUUGCUUUACCCGAUAAGACACGUUUAUCACUGAUUGAUUUCCCUUUGCAUUUACCAUUGGAAUUAUUGGGAAUGGAGACAUGCUUAAAAGUUCUAAGUGCUAUCAUGUUAGAACAAAAGGUUGUCUUACAAUCAAGAGAUUAUAAUGCCUUGACAAUGUCAGUAAUGGCGUUUACCGCUAUGCUAUAUCCGCUGCAAUAUAUGUUUCCUGCUAUACCAUUAUUACCGAAUACUUUAGAAGGAGGAGAGAAUUUGCUCCUUUCUCCAACUCCUUAUAUUAUUGGUAUACCAGCAAGCUUUUUAGGUGAAAAGAGUGAAUUUCGAUUUCCACCGGAUGUUUGGUUAGUAGAUUUAGAUACAAAUAAAAUGAUGGGUAGUUCACUUUUAGAAUCGAUACCUGAACUUCCAGAGAAAGAAGGACAAGAAUUACGAGAAAAUUUAAAUCAGGCUCUAGCAAGCAUGAGGAUGAACCAACCGUCGGUUGAUGUUUCCAGUGAAAUAGAAUCUAAUACUUUGUCAAAUUCUUUAAACAAUGUUGAUUCAGUUGAUGUAGCUACUCGAGUUGCAAUGGUACGAUUUUUUAAUUCACUGAAUGUACUUGGAAAUAUUACAGAACAUACACGAACAAUACGUUUAUUCCCUAGACCUGUAGUUGCAUUCCAACUAUUCUCGUUCUUAAAAUCACGUCAAGUACUAACACCAUUUACCAGGAAAUUAGCUCAAACACAAGCAGUUGAGUUUUUCGCUGAAUGGUGUUUAUAUCCAGAGAAUGAAGUAUUUCAAAGAAUUCAUGCUGGUAUACAUGAUCCUGAACAAAUUGGUGAUAAAGCCAUCUGGUAUCAGCGUAAUUUAGCACAAAUCACGUUUCAUAUAUGGUCUGAUGAACAAACAGAUCAGUAUAGAGCAUUAAAUUUUAUUCAUUCUAUUAAUUUGAAUGAUGAAAAUGUAAAUAAUUAUCAAAUGAUACAUAGGCAAUUCCCUAAACCUACUUCUGACAAAAUUUCUAAUCUCAACACCUUAUAUGAUCCACCGAAAAGUAUGGAAGAUCUGUUGAAAAAUGCAAUUCAACUAAAGAGAAUUGUACGUGAAAAUAAACCGAAACAACGACCUGAUGAACAGAUUUCACAAACUGAUUCGUUUGAUUCAUCUGGCUUCAAGCAACAACAACAGCAACUACAAAAUCAACAAUAUUCAAUAAAUUCUACUGAUAAUGAAGAGAGUAGUCGGUUGGAAAUGCUUGAAAAAAGAAAGCUUCCUGGGCCAAUGUAUACAAUGCCAUCAAUGGCUGAAUCAAGUAGUGAUUCGUCUGAUGAUCAAGAUGAUUCAGAUAUUUGGGAUUUAAAGACUUCCACAGAUAAUAUAAAAAUUAAUGAGGAGCUGGAUACAACUGAUCCCACGUAUACAACUUCGUUAAAGGAUAAUUCGAUAAAUGAAACGAUAAGACAAAAUUGUGUUGAAAAUACUAAUAGUGAACAUUUAUCGCCGAAUAAUACUUCAAAUACAGUUAUUAUACGUAAACCUUCACUACGUAAAACUUCAGACAAACAACAAUCGGACAGUACUCAUGAAGGCAAUAAACGAUCAGUACAUUAUAAAGAAGAACCAUUAGAGAUAAUGAUAAAUAGAAGUGAAAGUAAUGAAUCUAAAGGACUAGGAGAUGAUGGAGAAGAACAGGUAGGAAGCGUUAGAAACCAUGUUACAGAAGGUGUAGACGACAAUAUGGACGACGACGACGACGAUGAUGAUGAUGAUAUGGAACAAACAUCUGUGGGGAAGUAUUUAUUCAAUAAUCUAAGCGAUAAUUUAGCUGAUGCUGCUAGUCAUGCUUCUACCACUCUGUCAGGUUUAUUAAAUAAACAAAAGAAAAUUGUUAGUAAAUCAGGUAAUAUAAUGAAGAAAAUGGCCACAGAAAUAAAGUCAAGUGUUAAGCAAGACGUGGCGAGAAUAAAUAACACGAAUAAUAAUGAUAAUACUAAUAAGCUAAGUGAUACAGAUAAAUCCACCGAAAUGAAUCGUCGAAAAUCUGAUGUUGAUCUUAUUCAAUCUGCAUCGAAAUUUGUUUUAAAUCUACCUAAGAAGCAGAUUUUUCAUUUUGGGACUGGUAAAUUUAAACAGAAUGAUGAGCAUUCAGGAUUGAAUCGAGAAGAUAAUCAUACUAAUGAGAAUAGGAUUAACUCAAAGGAAGGUGUAAAUUCAAAUCUUGUUAAUCUACAAAAAAGUUAUGCAGAUCAAGAAUUUCUUCGUGAUCUAGUCCAAUGUAUACAUGAAAGACAAACUGGUAUUACAACAAAAUUCUCAGUGAAUCGUCUUAAAGAAUUAUUGAACGACGAAAAUUAUCGUAAUUAUUUAAUGUCAAAAUUAAAUCGUGGACUAUUAAAAGCAUUUGAAAAUCCUGAAGAAUGUAUUCCAGAUGUUCCUAUUGUUAGUAUGGAUGAAUAUAAAACGUAUAUCUGGUUAAUUCAGUGUAUGAUACGUGGUCUUGAACAAACGUGUACAAAUCAUGGAAUUGGAGGAUUGGCUAGUGCUAUGAUGCUGCUUGAACUCUGUCAUACGCAUUAUCUAGAUACGAGUAGCAGUACAGUUUCACCAAAUAGAUUACAAAAACCUCAAAAUUCAACAACCGAACCACAACGUGAUGACGAAAAUCUAGUCAGUGCAUUGACUGGUUGGUUAAGAACAACUACAAAAGACCUGAAAAAAGUCGCUAAACCCAAUAUGGUUACAGGUUUAUUCGGUCGAUCUACACAGUCAGAAAAUGUGACCAGUCAUAAUCAGACAUCAACUGAUUCAUAUAGAAAAGAGCCACAACAGUUACAACAGAUAAAUACUUCGGGGACAUCAGAGCCAAAUACACCUGACCACUUAAAUGUUGUAAAUAAAGUUAGAAGGAAGAAAUGUAAACAUGCUAGUGCAUAUCGAUUUACUAAUGGUGCUUUAAUUGAUCCUAAUCUUGAAGUGGGUGGUGGUUGUAGUGGUGAUGGUGUUGCAUUUAAUGAAAGUACUACUACAACUACUCCUACUUCUACCGCUGACAAAAUCAAUACUUCAGAGCAAUGCUAUAAUCGUCUUUACUUAUAUGAAAGUUUAAUCAAUGAAAAUGAACGUUCACGUCUAUGGGAUCAUAAACAAUUUUGGGAGGAUACAUUUUUUGAUAUAGUUGCUCAAGAAAGAGAUAUAUUAGGUAUGGAUCAAUCACCUAUGGAAAUGAUUGAACAAUUCGCUGUCAUGAAUCCAACACAGAAACGUAUCCUCCUGUUAAAAGAAGAUCGUCUGCUAGCCUUAUGCUUAUAUAAUCUUAUAGCCUAUAUGAUUUUAAUGCGUGUAGAUAAAGGCGUAUUAGUUAAUCAUGUUCGCCGAUUAUUGGCACGAUGUCGUAUUGGUUCAUAUUUUGCAUCGAUUGUUAGUCAUUUAUUAGAUAAUUUAAAAUAUUUGGAAGGCAAUUCAAUUGAUCUACUGCCUUCAUUGACAAGAUUAAAAGUAUUUCAGUCGUAUGAAAUUCAAGCGAUAAAUCCACCAUGUAAAGAGACAAGAAUUAUGGAGAUUUAUGGAAAGUGUUUAAUAAUUCGUAAUUUAAUGGGUGAAGUUGUCAAAAAGUUAAACAAUGAUCAAAUAACCGAUUUGUCAUUGGAUAACUCAACUGUCUCGUUAACAUUUAUUGAAAACACAGAUUGCCGUGAAGUUUCCUCAUUUCAAUUCCAUUGUGAUAAGGCGAAACAAAUAUGUCAUGCAUUACAAUUAUUAAUUCAAAAGGCGACCUCAACUGAAAAUCUACACUAG
Molecule: messenger RNA, 4530 nt
Organism: Trichobilharzia regenti
Lineage: Eukaryota; Metazoa; Platyhelminthes; Trematoda; Strigeidida; Schistosomatidae
Source: the annotation of a GenBank genome assembly